This is a messenger RNA of Dermatophagoides pteronyssinus (European house dust mite), 2252 nucleotides long. RefSeq names its product proton channel OtopLc-like. Gene Ontology annotation, cellular component: membrane. NCBI's taxonomy places the organism in Eukaryota, Metazoa, Arthropoda, Arachnida, Sarcoptiformes, Pyroglyphidae. The record is from RefSeq and is a predicted model, not a curated record. Gene Ontology annotation, molecular function: proton channel activity. Gene Ontology annotation, biological process: proton transmembrane transport.
GAGGAAAUUUUUUUUUCUUCAAUUUCCAUUCAACUGUUUAUUGUUCCAAUUCAUCUUUGUGUAUACUAUCCGAAUGUUUUACUGAAAAAUUUGAUUUUUGUUUUUGUUUGUUUGUUGUACUGUGUUUAAUUGAUAAUUAUUUGGUGCCUAAUGAACCUUUGAAAUCUUCAGCAGAAAAUAUAAGAAAGUGAAUAAAAAUGUUUGAUAAUUGGUGCCGUUCAUGUACGGGUGAAUCGUUGGAAAUAUCCCAAGAGAUGGCCGAACAGAAUGGCGGUGAUUCAACCUUAAUUGACAAUGACACCGAUGUUUCUACGGCCAUGAUGUUACAUUCACAACAAUCCACCAAUGAUGAUUCGAUCAUUGUCGAAUUCAAUAAUGAAAAAUUUGAUUCAAAUAAUCAUGGAAUGAUAAAGAAGAAAAAAACAACGAAAAAUGAUAAUUUACAGAUAAAAAUGAAACAGGCUAAACUUGGCCAAGAGAAAAAACAAUAUGCAAGGACGGCUGCAUUCAUUGUAACCAGCUCAAUUUAUGGCCAAUUAUUGGUUGUCAUAUGCAUCGCAUUAUUCACCGCCAAAAUUGUUUCACCAGUUCUUCCAUUAUGGUAUUUUGAGGCAUUCUACUUAUAUCUGUACGCGUUUAGCCUAUUGUUCCUGUUUUACGUUUAUAUCUAUUUGCUCAAUGAUGUUCCUAAAUUGGAUACUUUUCACAUCAAACACUAUGAAGGAAAAAAUCAUAAAAUCGGUGAAACCGAUCGUUCCCAUGCAUCGAUUUUUCUUCGUAUCGGAAGCAUUGUAUUUGGUCUUGGCGUUAUGAUUUAUAAUGGACUUGAAUUCGGUGCAUAUUUUGAAAUAUCACCCGAUUCUUCUUGCCAUUCGAUUUUAUUAGGAGUGAAUCCAAUCCUACAGGCAGCUUUUACAUUUUCACAAAUGUAUUUUAUAUUCACAUAUUCGCGUUUGAUGAUUAAUAAAUUCAAAUUGAUUGCCCGCAUCGGUCUAAUGCAUUUGGUUGCUACAAAUAUAUGUGUUUGGAUUCGUACGUUAGGCAAAGAAGCAUUACAUGAAUUAAAAAGUAAUUCAUCAAAUGUUUUUACCAAACCUGAUUCAUCAUUAUUUUUGAAUGAUUAUGCAGCAAAUACGAAAUCAAACGUUAUGUCGUCAAGUGUUGGUAAUAAUACAAUCAAUCAAAUUAGCCAUACAAUCAAUUCUACAUAUUUUCAAUGCCAAAAUGAAAAUGUUAUGGGUUCGAUUCUAUUGAAUGCAAGUCCUUAUCUGUAUCCGUUCAUCGUUGAAUAUUCGUUAAUUGCGGCUGCUUUUCUUUAUAUAAUGUGGUCAUCGAUCGGCAAGAAAUUUAUGUUGUCAUAUGAAGCCGAUAUGACUGAUUCAUCAACAUCAUGUCAACAUCAUCAUCAUCAUCAUCAUUCACAUCAACAUCAUCAUCAUAAUCAAAUGCAAAUAGACGAUUUAAGUUCAUCAUCUCGAACAUCUAGCUAUCAGAAUCUAUCCGCAUUAUAUAGCUGUCUUGGAUCAAGUAAAGGGUUAUUCACUGGCUUUUUGUUUCUGGCCAUUUCAGUAACUUCGCUCAUCAUAUUUUUUGUAUUGGUACAUCAUCCAAAUUAUAACCUGAUGGCAUCAUUGUUGAGCGAUAUUUCACAUUCGAUUCUUUUGAUCCUAAGUAGCUUUGCUAUUUUGAUUGGCUUUUUCAAGAUGCGUAAUUUAAAAUUCUUGCCUGCAAUGAGAGAUACGGCUGAUGGAGGUUUACGUGACUUGCUGUUAAGAAUCGCUGCAUUUGGCCUUUAUGCCUAUUCACUAUUCGGAGUAAUUGCCAGUUCAUUUGAAUUGAACUCACUUCAACACAUUACCGUUUUGAUAACAAGCAUUUUGACUAUCGUUCAGGUGACAUUACAAACUUUGUUCAUUUCCGAUGUUGUUUGCCGAAAACGUACUGGCCAAAAGCAAUCUGGCCGACAACUAAUUACAUUUUUGCUCAUUACCAAUCUAACGCUUUGGAUCGUUUAUACAUUUGUUAUGCAAAAGUUGGAAGCAUCACCAAUUCAAUUGAAAGUAUUUGGAUUCACAACAUGGACACUUAUUUUACGUAUUACAUUGCCGCUCUCAAUAUUUUAUCGAUUCCAUUCUGCUAUUACAUUUGCUGAAGUAUGGAAAAAUUCAUACAAAACUUCCACAUCAUCAUCAGUUUCAUCAUCAUCUACAAAUUGAAAAAAACGAAGAUCUCAAAAAAAAAUUCGAUUCAAA